AUGGAUGGUGAGAUUGCACAGCCUCUACUGACCAGAACGGUGUCUAGUUCAAACAAGCAGACAAAUGCCGAUAAAAUCAAUCAACAUUAUUUGUCCAUCAGCCAUUCAGACGUUGGAGAAUAUAGAGAGGAACCCAAUGAUGACGAACAAGGAGACCUUGAUGACGAGACUACUCCUUUGUCCCGCAUUCCGCAUUUAUGGCUCAUUGAAGCAGCGUUGUACACAAACGUUUUUUUAUCAGGUUUCGACAGCACCGUUACGGCAUCUACAUACCAAACCAUUGGAAAUGAGUUCAAUCAUAUGGACCUUUCUAGUUGGAUCACGGCUUCCUAUUUGAUUACUUCCACAUCAUUUCAGCCAUUAUAUGGGUCAUUCUCUGAUGUUUUGGGUCGGCGAAAAUGUCUAUUCUUUGCAAGCAUGAUUUUUUCGAUAGGUUGUUUGGGCUGUGGCAUUUCAAUUAAUAUCCUUUGGUUAAGUUUUAUGAGGGCUUUCACUGGUAUAGGUGGUGGCGGUUUGAUCACAUUGUCUACCAUUGUCAAUUCGGACAUGAUACCAACUUCUAAAAGAGGGAUUUUCCAAGCUUUUCAGAACUUGCUCCUGGGGUUAGGUGCUAUUUGUGGAGCUUCAUUUGGGGGUGUGAUAACCUCUUCCAUCGGUUGGAGAUGGUGUUUUCUAUUACAGGUUCCGAUUUCUCUAGCCGGCGCUUUAAUUGGUCACCUUUAUGUCAGAAACCAGGAUGAAUACGAAAGGAGAAAAUCAAAGGAGUCUUCUCAGACUAAAGAGAUGCUUAAGCAUAUCGAUUUCUCAGGUGCGUUUUUGAUCAUCAUCGGAUUGACAUUACAGUUAGUCUACUUGAGUCUUGGAAGUGCUGCAGAUGAAUCUGGAAACACUUGGAGUAGCCCGGGAUUAUCUGCCGUAUUGGUAGCUAGCUUUAUCGUUUUGGUAUUGUUUGUUCUUACGGAAGAAAGAACCAGUGCCAGGGCCAUUAUUCCUUCGAAAUUAGUCAGGAGUUUAUUCAGUUUUCUGGUGUUAACAAUAAGCGUCCUCGUUGGGUUUGCAAGUUAUGCGUACCUUUUCACCUUACCUUUAUUUUUCCAGGUUAUUCUUGGCGAUUCGACUGCAAAAGCAGGCUUAAGGUUAGCUAUUCCAUCAGUUUUCACACCAGUCGGUGGACUUAUUGCUGGCAUUUGCAUGAGUAAGUUUAAUUGUUUGCAAACAUUGCUGUAUGUCGGAAUCGCUUUUAUGUGUUUGGGGAACUUUUUAUUCUUAUACAUAGGAGCCGACGCUACGGAUUCGCUAAUAGGCUUCUUCUUGAUUCCAGCAAAUCUGGGACAAGGUAUAACUUUCCCCAGCAGUUUGUUCACUUUCAUUUUCGCCUUUUCGAAAAUCGACCAAGCUACUGCCACUUCGACGCUUUAUUUAUUCAGGAGUAUCGGAUCAGUUUGGGGAGUAACAGGCUCAGCUGGGAUUGUUCAAUUCUGUUUUAGUCACCACUUGGAAAAGGCCCUGGAAGGAUUAUUGGAUGAAAGAAAGAUAAGGAAGUUGAUAAAAAAGAUUACUUCUAAUACUUCGUACAUCAAGGAGCUUGAGGGGCCAGUAAAGGUGGCGGUGAUCGAAAGUUUCGACACAGCAACUAAAAAGGUUCACCUAAUCUCUACUUCUUUUUGCCUGGUUGCACUUAUCUUGUGCGUAAUUAAGGACGUUUUCAAACCUAAAACCACUAAAUCGUAA
Molecule: messenger RNA, 1731 nt
Organism: Zygosaccharomyces rouxii
Lineage: Eukaryota; Fungi; Ascomycota; Saccharomycetes; Saccharomycetales; Saccharomycetaceae
Product: MDR family MFS transporter
Exons: 1
Coding region: 1-1731 (576 amino acids)
Biological process (GO): transmembrane transport; basic amino acid transport
Cellular component (GO): fungal-type vacuole membrane
Molecular function (GO): basic amino acid transmembrane transporter activity
Source: RefSeq, a predicted model, not a curated record